AAUUAUGAUACUUACGUCUUAAUAUGUUCAAAAGUUUGUUCAAAAGCAAAAAAAGAGUAAAACAAGGAAUAAUAAGGCCAAAGAAGAAAAGAACUUGCUGUCAAAGAUGUAGACGUAAAAUUCUUAAAUGGUGUUGUAGAAGAAUAAAACGAUGUAUCAAAAAGAAAGUUUUUGGUAUACCACCUCCAAAGCUGAGAGAUAAUCUGAAACUUAAUAAAAGUCAAGAUGCUCUUAAUAAAGAUACGGAAAAACUUUCCAUUAAAAAGCCAGUGAUCGAACUUUUCAGAAAUUAUUUAUACAAAUCGACAAAAAGUAUUCCGAUGAAAAAUGCAUUUAUUGAUGAAAUUGAUAAAUAUUUUGAACCUCUAUCGAUAGGAAACAGAUUGAAAUCAUUUGUCUCUGAUUUUAAAGAAAGAAAUUUAUCUCUCGAUUUUAAAAACUUUUCAUUAACAAAUUUAGAGUUCUUAAGAAACAUUAAUAGCGACGAAUUGAAAAAACAAUUUUCACUGACUGCAUCAAAACAUAAGAUGUUAGGAAAUAUGAUUGAAGAUUACAAAAAGGGGAAAAUUUCACUAACAGCAUUACAGAGCGACUUAAAAAACGACAAGAAAAUUUUAAAUAAAGAAAACUUAAAUCAAAUGUUGAAAUAUUAUAAGGAGCAAAAAUCGAAACAUCAACCAAUUGUGAAACAAUCUAAAUUUAAACAACUUAAGUCUGAUCUGAGGGCAAAAAUUGACUUCUUGUGAUUUUACUUAAACCAAUACAAAAAUAAAGGCAAAAAGAAUU
Vanessa atalanta (red admiral) is the source of this 786-nucleotide messenger RNA. RefSeq lists its product as uncharacterized. The record is from RefSeq and is a predicted model, not a curated record. Lineage: Eukaryota; Metazoa; Arthropoda; Insecta; Lepidoptera; Nymphalidae. The transcript is spliced from 3 exons. Bases 24 to 746 code for a protein of 240 amino acids.